AUGGAUGGGGAUUUAUACGAUGAGUUCGGUAAUUACAUCGGUCCGGACCUAGAAUCGGACUCUGACGAUGAGCAGAGUGUAUACGGACAAGAUAAUCGCGAUGCGGACGAAGAUGCGAUGGAGGAAGAUGAGGAUGCCGACGCCGAGCCCGAAGUGGCCCCAAUGUCUGUUGUUCUGCAUGAAGAUAAGAGGUACUACCCACAAGCAAUAGAAGUCUAUGGCCCAGAUGUAGAAACAGUAGUACAAGAAGAGGACACACAGGCUUUAGACAAGCCACUUGUGGAGCCAGUCAAGCACAAGAAGUUUCAAAUGCAAGAACAGCAGCUACCCGAGACAACAUACAAUAUGGAGUACUUGGCUGACAUGCUUGAUAAUACUAACUUGAUAAGGAACAUCACUUUGAUGGGGCAUCUACAUAACGGCAAAACUUCCUUCGUGGACUGCCUCAUGCGUCAAACUCACCCCAGCACUAUCAACCAUGAGACAACCAUACCAAUGCGUUACACAGAUACAUUAUUUGUGGAACAAGAACGUGGUGUCUCCAUAAAGUCAAUGCCCGUUACACUCAUGCUGAAGGAUAUAAAAGGGAAAUCACAUCUACUUAAUAUCAUGGACACGCCUGGUCAUGUUAAUUUCAGUGAUGAGGUUACUGCUGCACUUAGGAUAUCAGAUGGUGCAGUACUAUUCGUGGACGCGGCGGAAGGUAUAAUGCUGAACACAGAGCGACUGCUCCGACACGCGGUCCAAGAACGUGUACCGCUAACCAUAUGCGUCAAUAAGAUCGACCGUCUCAUCCUGGAGUUGAAGCUACCGCCCGCAGACGCGUACUAUAAGUUGAGGCAUAUCAUAGACGAGCUGAACACCAUGAUAGAUACCCACCAACCUCAAGAUAACCCAGACGAGCCUGCCACUGUGUUCUCACCUUUAUUAGGUAACGUCUGCUUCGCCUCGUCGCUGUACGACGUCUGCUUCACCCUCGAGUCGUUCGCGGCGAUGUACGCGUCCGCCCACGACUGCGGCCUGCGCGCGUCUGACAUGGCGGCGUGGCUGUGGGGCGACGUAUACUUCAACGCUAAGACGCGUCGCUUCACUAAGAAGCAACCGCACGCUUCGGCGCAGCGGAGCUUCGUCGAGUUCAUACUCGAGCCGCUCUACAAGAUCUUCGCGCAGGUUGUUGGUGACGUAGACGACACCCUGCCAGCAGUAUUGUCGGAACUGGGCAUCAAACUCACUAAGCAAGAGGCCAAACUGAACGUGCGUCCACUGCUGCGACUAGUGUUUAGCCGCUUCUUCGGCGACUUUUGUGGUUUAGUGGACAUGGUUAUAAACCACGUGCCAUCGCCAUUGGACGCGGCGCCGCGGAAGGUUGCGCACGCGUACCGCGGCGUCGCGGGGCCCUUGCAUAGCGACAUGAUCGCGUGCGACCAGUCCGGCAGAUUGGUGGCGCACACCACCAAGAUGUACCCCACAGAUGACUGCACUUUCUUCUUGGUGCUAGCUCGCAUAAUGUCGGGCACGUUGUACGCGGGUCAAACAGUUCGGGUGUUGGGAGAGAAUUAUAGCACCCAAGACGAAGAGGAUUCACGGAUUAUGAACGUCGGACGAUUGUGGAUAUACGAAGCGCGUUAUAAGGUUGAACUCAAUCGUAUACCAGCCGGUUGCUGGGCCUUGAUCGAGGGUAUCGACCAGCCGAUAGUGAAAACCUGCACCUUAGUUUCCGCUGAUGAGGAGGAGGAAUUACACACCUUCAAACCCUUGCGUUUUAACACUCAAGCCGUGGUCAAGAUAGCUGUGGAACCGGUCAAUCCAUCUGAGCUACCCAAAAUGCUGGAUGGACUCAGAAAGGUAAACAAAUCUUACCCGGUCCUGUCGACGCGUGUAGAGGAGAGUGGCGAGCACGUGGUAUUGGGUACUGGCGAGUUAUACUUAGACUGCGUUAUGCACGAUCUACGUAACAUGUACUCUGAGAUCGAUAUUAAAGUCGCAGACCCAGUGGUGUCGUUCUGCGAGACAGUAGUGGAAACUUCGUCGCUGAAGUGCUUCGCGGAGACACCAAACAAACGCAACAAGUUAACUAUGAUCGCGGAGCCGCUAGAGCGUGGGCUCGCGGAGGACAUCGAGGCAGGAGCUGUGUGUGUCACGUGGGACCGGCGUCGUCUCGGAGAGUUCUUCCAGACCAAAUACGAUUGGGAUUUGCUAGCGGCGCGUUCAAUUUGGGCCUUUGGACCCGAUGCAACGGGUCCCAACAUUCUGGUAGACGACACGUUGCCGUCUGAAGUAGACAAACAUUUACUAGCCUCCGUAAAGGAUAGUAUUGUUCAAGGUUUCCAGUGGGGCACGAGAGAAGGGCCGCUGUGCGAGGAGCCGAUCCGUAACGUGAAGUUCAAAAUCCUCGACGCAGUUAUAGCUCAGGAGCCGUUACACCGAGGCGGUGGGCAGAUAAUUCCUACUGCUAGAAGGGUGGCAUACUCAGCGUUCCUGAUGGCAACACCUCGAUUGAUGGAGCCAUAUUUAUUCGUGGAAGUACAGGCGCCAGCGGACUGUGUGUCGGCCGUCUAUACAGUACUUGCGAAGAGGAGAGGUCACGUGACCCAAGACGCUCCCGUGCCAGGGUCACCGCUUUACACUAUCAAAGCGUUCGUACCGGCGAUAGAUUCGUUCGGCUUCGAAACUGAUCUGCGCACGCACACCCAAGGUCAGGCCUUCUGCCUGCAAGUGUUCCACCACUGGCAGAUCGUGCCGGGUGACCCUCUGGACAAGAGCAUAAUUAUUAGGCCCUUGGAACCGCAGCCCGCAACUCACCUAGCGCGCGAGUUCAUGAUCAAAACGCGCCGGCGGAAGGGGCUGAGCGAGGACGUUUCCAUCAACAAGUUCUUCGAUGACCCCAUGUUGCUGGAGCUCGCUCGGCAAGAUGUACAAUUCAAUUAAAUAUUAAAUAUUCUAUA
This is a messenger RNA of Pararge aegeria (speckled wood butterfly), 2945 nucleotides long. RefSeq names its product 116 kDa U5 small nuclear ribonucleoprotein component. The transcript has 16 exons. Gene Ontology annotation, molecular function: GTP binding; translation elongation factor activity; GTPase activity. The record is from RefSeq and is a predicted model, not a curated record. The coding region runs from base 1 to 2928 and encodes 975 amino acids. Gene Ontology annotation, cellular component: U4/U6 x U5 tri-snRNP complex; U2-type catalytic step 2 spliceosome; cytosol. Gene Ontology annotation, biological process: mRNA splicing, via spliceosome. NCBI's taxonomy places the organism in Eukaryota, Metazoa, Arthropoda, Insecta, Lepidoptera, Nymphalidae.